Ananas comosus (pineapple) is the source of this 4402-nucleotide messenger RNA. Its product is annotated as protein GIGANTEA. Bases 642 to 4076 code for a protein of 1144 amino acids. The transcript has 15 exons. Gene Ontology annotation, biological process: regulation of circadian rhythm; regulation of long-day photoperiodism, flowering; response to stress. Gene Ontology annotation, cellular component: nucleus. The record is from RefSeq and is a predicted model, not a curated record. NCBI's taxonomy places the organism in Eukaryota, Viridiplantae, Streptophyta, Magnoliopsida, Poales, Bromeliaceae.
CCACCCAAAAAUAAAACCCUCUCGCUCCUAAAAAAUCUAUUCUCUCUCUCUCUCUCCUCCCCUUCUAUCUCUCGCUCUACCCCUCGCUUCUCCAUCCUCCUACGACGCGGAGCUCUGAAAACCCUACUUUCCACCUUGAACGAUCGAUCGAGUUCUGUGUUUUGAUGCAGAGAUUUGGAGAUUGCUAUGGGUGGGAUUAAUUGAGAUUAUCCUCAGCAUGCGAUUUGAACCCCCCCCAUGGGGGGUUAAUGAAGAAGAUGUUGAGAUAAUUCAUUGGAUUUGGAGAGAGUUGGGUUUGCUGAGAAUUGUUAAUUUGACGAGCUGGGAUUGGUGUCAGGUAUAUAUGUGCUACAGAGAAUAGGACAUAGAGCCUGUUUGGUCUAGCUAUUGGUUGGGCUAUUGGAGAGGUGCUGUAAGAUGCGAUGUUGUGCUGUUGAAAAAAGCUUUAAAGUGUUUGGCUAAUCAUGUUAUAGAAGUGCUAUAAAUUACAAAGAGCUGUUUGGGUGCUGUGUUAGUAGGGUGCUGUGAUUUUUUUAUUUUUGUCUUAAGAAAACAGGUGCUUUGAUUGUUAAUUGUAAUAUAGACGCUGCUGCUUGGCUUGCUCCUUUAGCUGUUAGGGAGGAUUCUCAGAGGGGCUUAGUAUGUCUGCGUCAUGUGAGAAGUGGAUUGAUGGGCUACAAUUUUCAUCUCUCUUCUGGCCACCACCACAAGAUGAGCUACAGAGGCAGGCACAAAUUAUGGCCUAUGUUGAAUACUUUGGUCAGUUCACCUCAGAGCAAUUUCCAGAAGAUAUAGCUCAGCUGAUCGAAAUUUGUUAUCCAUCUAAAGAAAGGCGCUUAGUGGAUGAAGUGUUGGCAAUAUUUGUUCUUCAUCAUCCAGAGCACGGUCAUGCUGUUGUCCAUCCGAUUCUUUCACGUAUAAUAGAUGGGACAUUAUCUUAUAAUAAAAAUGAUCCUCCAUUCAGCUCUUUCAUAUCUCUUCUCAGCCGAACUAAUGAGAAAGAAUAUUCAGAACAAUGGGCUUUGGCAUGUGGAGAAGUACUAAGGGUACUGACACACUACAAUCGGCCAAUCUAUAAGGUUGAGCAUCAGCAGAAUGACAUAGAGAGGAGUAGCAGUGGUGAUUAUGCCACUACAAGUGGCUCAAAGGAGAAAAAUAUUCGGCAUCCUCUUCUAAAUGAACAUGAACGGAAGCCAUUGCGACUGUUAUCUCCUUGGAUCACUGAUUUACUGCUUGCUGCUCCAUUGGGCAUUCGGAGUGACUAUUUUCGAUGGUGUGGCGGUGUCAUGGGAAAAUAUGCAGGUGGUGGAGAAUUAAAGCCCCCAACCACUGCUUGUAGCCGUGGAUCUGGAAAGCAUCCCCAGCUUAUGCCAUCCACUCCAAGAUGGGCUGUCGCCAAUGGAGCUGGAGUCAUACUUAGCGUCUGUGAUGAGGAAGUAGCUCGUUAUGAAACUGCAAAUUUGACCGCAGCUGCUGUUCCUGCACUUCUGCUUCCUCCCCCCACAACUUCCUUAGACGAGCAUCUAGUAGCUGGGUUGCCCGCUCUUGAACCAUAUGCACGCUUGUUUCACAGGUACUAUGCAAUUGCCACUCCAAGUGCAACACUACGGCUUCUACUUGGACUUCUUGAAGCACCACCAUCAUGGGCUCCGGAUGCACUUGAUGCUGCCGUGCAACUUGUUGAACUCCUUAGAGCAGCUGAGGAUUACGCAACGGGAAUGAGGCUCCCAAGAAAUUGGAUGCAUUUACAUUUUUUGCGUGCAAUUGGCACUGCAAUGUCCAUGAGAGCUGGUAUUGCUGCAGAUGCAGCAGCUGCUUUACUUUUCCGUAUACUGUCACAGCCUACAUUACUUUUUCCUCCAUUAAGACAUGCUGAAGGAGUUGAAGUCCAUCAUGAACCAUUAGGUGGCUAUAUAUCAUCAUACAAAAAACAGUUAGAAGCUCCUGCUUCUGAAGCCACUAUUGAGGCAACCGCACAAGGAAUUGCUUCAAUGUUAUGUGCUCAUGGCCCAGAUGUUGAGUGGAGAAUUUGUGCUAUCUGGGAAGCUGCUUAUGGGCUUCUGCCUCUGAGUUCCUCAGCUGUUGAUUUGCCAGAUAUUGUAGUCGCCGCCCCCUUACAACCUCCUACUUUAUCAUGGAGCUUAUAUUUACCUCUUCUAAAAGUUUUGGAAUAUCUCCCUCGAGGAAGCCCGUCUGAAGCAUGCCUUAUGAGGAUCUUUGUGGCCACAGUUGAAGCUGUACUUAGGAGGACUUUUCCUUCAGAAACUUCUGUUGAUCAAUCAAGAAAAUCAAGAUCUCAUGGCAGUAUGUGGUCUACAACUAGGAAUCUAGCUGUCGCUGAGCUUCACACUAUGAUUCAUUCUUUGUUUAUGGAAUCUUGUGCUUCUAUGGAACUCGCCUCCCGGUUACUGUUUGUAGUAUUAACUGUUUGUGUUAGUCACGAAGCUUCGCCAGGUGGAAGUAAAAGACCGACAGGUUACAACAGGCACUCUUCUAAUGAAAUCCAUGAGGACCCACAAAUUGUCAAUGGAAAAACAACCGAAAAACAGAAAAACAAGAAAAAACAUGGACCGGUUGCAACAUUUGAUUCGUACAUUCUAGCUGCUGUAUGUGCCUUGGCCUGUGAGCUUCAGCUGUUUCCUUUGAUUUCCAAAAAUGGCAUCCGUUUGGAUUCUAAAGAUUCCUCCAAAAUCAGCAAAGCUGCAAAACACAAUGGUGUUAAUAGUGAGUUGCAGAACAGUAUAAAUUCUGCAGUAUGUCACACUCGUAGAAUACUUGGAAUAUUGGAAGCCCUUUUUUCAUUAAAGCCAUCAUCGGUUGGUACAUCGUGGAGUUACAGUUCAAAUGAGAUUGUAGCUGCAGCUAUGGUCGCAGCACAUGUAUCAGAACUAUUUGGGCGAUCAAAGGCAUGCAUGAAUGCUCUCUCCGUGCUGAUGCGGUGCAGGUGGGACCCAGAAAUUUCUGCUAGGGCUUCAUCUCUUUACCACCUAAUUGAUAUUCAUGGUAAAACAGUUGCCUCCAUAGUUGACAAGGCUGAGCCCCUCGAAGCGCACUUGGUGUGUACGAGCAGCAGAAAAAUGGAUAUCCUUGAGCAAGAUGAAGCUUCUUCAAGCUCACAAUCUAAGGAGGGCUCUUCUGGACCACUAUUGAAAUGCGAGCAAGCCCUUUUGUCGAAUGAUGAUAUUGCUAGUGCUUCGGAGAAAAGUGUCAGGAGUUUGCCUGUGGAUGCUUCAGACUUGGCAAAUUUUCUUACGAUGGAUCGGAAUGUGGGAUAUAAAUGUGGUUCACAAGCAUUUCUAAGAUCUGUACUUGCAGAGAAGCAGGAGCUGUGCUUCUCUGUUGUUUCGCUAUUGUGGCAUAAGCUGAUCGUUGCACCGGAAACACAGAUGAGUGCGGAAAGUACGUCCGCUCAUCAGGGCUGGAGACAGGUGGUGGACGCUCUUUGCGAUGUUGUUUCUGCUUCACCUACGAAAGCCUCAACUGCUAUUGUCCUACAGGCAGAAAAGGAUCUGCAGCCAUGGAUUGCAAGGGACGGUGAACAGGGCCAGAGAAUGUGGAGAGUCAACCAGAGAAUUGUUAAGUUGAUUGUCGAACUCCUGAGAAAUCACGAUAGCCCUGAGACUUUAAUCAUUCUUGCUAGCGCUUCAGAUCUUCUUCUACGUGCCACAGAUGGAAUGCUUGUUGACGGUGAAGCAUGCACGUUGCCCCAGUUAGAGCUCCUGGAAGUAACAGCUAGAGCAGUCCAUCUUGUCGUUCAAUGGGGAGAAACGGGCUUGGCAGUUGCUGAUGGCCUCUCAAAUCUUCUGAAGUGUCGUCUAUCAGCUACAAUCCGUUGCCUUUCUCACCCAAGCGCGCAUGUUCGCGCCCUCAGCACUGCAAUUCUUCGUGAUAUCAUCCACAGCAGCUCGACCACGUCUGCUAAUCCUGCUUACCGCUUAACCACGGGCUUCACCAACUGGCUAGCAGAUAUUGACAAGUGCUUAAAAUGGGAAGCACAUAGCCGGCGUGCAACCGGUUUAACACUCUCUUUCCUUGAUUCUGCUGCCACGGAGUUAGGGUGCCCGCUUCACUGUUGACAUCCAUGCAGAAUGACUCUAUCAUGAUACAUCGAUUCACCACCUAAGAGUAAAUUUGGCACUAAACUGCUGAACUGUAAGAUUGAUUAUGAUUAUUUAGUCUUGUAACUUAAUUGUUUGGUUUCAAGUCUGUAGGCAAAGAAACAGCUCUCGUUUUAUUUUUCGUUGUAGAUAAUGAUGCAACUGUUAUUCCCCAUCAUUGGAUGAUGUAACUUAAAAGAAGUUGGGUAUCAUUAUAGCAACAUUCCUUAAAUCUAGCUGAGUCUUGUUAUUAUUUAUGUCUAAUAUUGAUGACAAAUUCUCAGUGCAAACUGAAUGAAGGUUAA